CGGCCGUGAGUGUGCGCUUUUGAGGCGCGGCGGCAGCGAGGGCUCCCGUGGUCUGGCUGCGCCGCCCCCGCCGGCAUGAGCUACGACCGCGCCAUCACCGUCUUCUCGCCCGACGGCCACCUCUUCCAAGUGGAGUACGCGCAGGAGGCCGUCAAGAAGGGCUCGACCGCGGUUGGUGUUCGAGGAAGAGACAUUGUUGUUCUUGGUGUGGAAAAGAAGUCAGUGGCCAAACUGCAGGAUGAAAGAACAGUGCGCAAGAUCUGUGCCCUGGAUGACAAUGUCUGCAUGGCCUUUGCAGGCCUCACUGCUGAUGCAAGGAUAGUCAUCAACAGGGCCCGGGUGGAGUGCCAGAGCCACCGGCUCACUGUGGAGGACCCGGUCACCGUGGAGUACAUCACUCGCUACAUCGCCAGUCUGAAGCAGCGUUACACGCAGAGCAAUGGGCGCAGGCCGUUUGGCAUCUCAGCCCUCAUUGUGGGUUUCGACUUUGAUGGCACCCCCAGACUCUAUCAGACUGAUCCAUCGGGCACAUACCAUGCCUGGAAGGCCAAUGCCAUCGGCCGGGGUGCCAAGUCUGUGCGUGAGUUUCUAGAAAAGCACUACACCGAUGACGCCAUCGAAACAGACGACCUGACCAUCAAGCUGGUGAUCAAAGCCCUCCUGGAGGUGGUUCAGUCAGGUGGCAAAAACAUAGAACUUGCUGUCAUGAGGAGAGAUCAGCCUCUCAAGAUUUUAAAUCCUGAAGAAAUUGAGAAAUACGUUGCUGAAAUUGAAAAAGAGAAAGAAGAAAACGAAAAGAAGAAACAAAAGAAAGCAUCAUGAUGAUGAAUCAUUUUCCUUGCCUGUAAUAAUUUUUAAAUUCAAAUCAUGGUUGAGUCUCAAUUGUGUAGGCAUUUCCAUUCCAUUCAUCAUUUAUUCAUGUCUGAGUGUCCUACAAUAAACUUGCAUAUUUUUUAACCUU
Messenger RNA from Otolemur garnettii (small-eared galago), 961 nucleotides. RefSeq names its product proteasome subunit alpha 7 (gene PSMA7). The transcript has 7 exons. Gene Ontology annotation, biological process: ubiquitin-dependent protein catabolic process. The coding region runs from base 76 to 822 and encodes 248 amino acids. Gene Ontology annotation, cellular component: proteasome core complex, alpha-subunit complex; proteasome core complex; nucleus. The record is from RefSeq and is a predicted model, not a curated record. Lineage: Eukaryota; Metazoa; Chordata; Mammalia; Primates; Galagidae.